Molecule: messenger RNA, 942 nt
Organism: Cylindrotheca closterium
Lineage: Eukaryota; Bacillariophyta; Bacillariophyceae; Bacillariales; Bacillariaceae
Source: the annotation of a GenBank genome assembly
AUGUCGUCAACGAGUGAUACCCAACCCUCUUUCCUCUUUCCUGCACCAAGACAUGACAACAGUAAUGGAGUCCCGAAGUCACCAAAAUCACCAAAGAUUCUGACGAUUGAAAAUCCACUGCUGAAGAGACCUCAAUUCAUGCUUGGGGCGACUCAGAUGGCAACGACUGCAAAUCAAAAUCAACCUAGAUCCCCUCUAGCGUCAUUAUCGGUCAAUAUAUCACAACUAACCACCAAAUCACCGGGACCACCACCAAAGGCAAGCCUUAGCUUGAUGUCAAUGUCGGUUUCUGCACCAACGGAGGCUAUGGAAACGACAAUUGACACAGGCUUUGGACAAUCUAAAUUGACAAGUUCACGUGAUAACACCCCCAUCACGCCACCUCCUGUGAAUUCGCCACGAUUACUACAUCAAUCACCAGUGUUGGUAAAUCAAAGAAGUGAUUUUCCUUCUUGUGACUCGGGCAACUGGGUAGUCUCUUAUGGAUAUGCAAACCGUGAGGAAUACAAGGAGCUAGAAAGGAUCCUAACAUCUUAUGGCGCCAUCAUCGACAGUCAAGCCAACGCUAAUUGGUUAGCAAUCAAGUAUGAAUCCCGGCUUGCUGCAGAAAAAGCGCUGUGCAGCCAGCCGAUCAAACUAAGUUCAAACUCAUUGUGCGGUACUGUCAGAGGCUCCUCCCAACUGCUUCAGACAUUGCGAGCUCAGCAGCCGAAUGAUUCCCUCAAGUCUGUUGAGCACGGGUUGAGUGCUGUCAAGACUAAAGGCAAGGAAAUGACGCUUGGGUCUGCUGGUUUGAGUGAAGAAGACAUUCUCGCUCAGUACGAUGUGCAGGAUCAAUAUGAUAGCGACUGGAGACAUGCAGGUUCGAUCUGCGAGAAAGUGUUAGCUUGGUUGUUCGGUUGGGACAACAUCCUUCCCGUCAAUAAGCCCCAUGCCGAUUAG